This is a messenger RNA of Larimichthys crocea (large yellow croaker), 2024 nucleotides long. RefSeq names its product ADP-ribosylation factor-like 5A (gene arl5a). The coding region runs from base 353 to 892 and encodes 179 amino acids. The record is from RefSeq and is a predicted model, not a curated record. The transcript is spliced from 6 exons. Gene Ontology annotation, molecular function: GTP binding; GTPase activity. Lineage: Eukaryota; Metazoa; Chordata; Actinopteri; Sciaenidae.
GGACCGCGGCAGUGCGCAUGCGCAGGAGAUGACAGCUAACUAGCGCAGCGCACUUCACAGCGGCCAGCUGACACCGAGCACUCCGCCACAGAGGUUUCCGUUUUGCUUUUGUUUUCGGUAACGAGUCAAACGUGACGACUCAACGUUCACGUCCCAUGUUCGAGACACAUUCAAGAAUAAUUGACCAGAGUAUGGCGGCCGUGCCUCAGAGCUCUGACAGCUGCUCGUCUGUGUAGUCGGCUAGCUAGCUGGCUGGCUAGGUGAAGUUGAUAGCGCUGAAUAGCAUCAACGCUAGCUGGCUGAGUUACGGCGGAUUGGUACAAGCUGGCACCGGGACACCUCACCGUCAACCAUGGGGAUACUGUUCACGAAGCUAUGGAGGCUUUUUAAUCACCAAGAGCACAAAGUUAUUAUUGUGGGCCUGGACAAUGCUGGCAAGACCACAAUUCUUUACCAGUUUUCAAUGAACGAGGUGGUGCACACCUCACCUACGAUUGGGAGCAACGUGGAGGAGAUAGUGGUUAACAACACCCAUUUCCUGAUGUGGGACAUUGGGGGCCAGGAGUCCCUUAGGUCAUCGUGGAAUACAUACUACACUAACACAGAGUUUGUCAUCGUGGUGGUCGACAGCACAGACAGAGAGCGGAUCUCAGUGACCAAAGAGGAACUCUACAGAAUGCUAGCACACGAAGAUUUAAGAAAAGCAGGGCUGUUGAUCUUUGCCAACAAGCAGGAUGUGAAAGGUUGCAUGUCUGUGGCCGAGAUCUCCCAGAGUCUCCAGCUUACCUCUGUCAAAGACCACCAGUGGCACAUCCAGGCCUGCUGCGCCCUCACUGGGGAGGGGUUGUGCCAGGGUCUUGAGUGGAUGAUGUCCCGGCUGCGCGUGAGAUGAUGACCUUUGACUUUGAUCACGAGUGCGCCCUUGCUCUUUGUUUUUUCUGCCUCCAAACACGAGCUUGAAAUGAGGAAGAGGGCGAGGUCGCUUGAUGGAUGGCCUCUCUCUCCUCUUUCCUGUGAUGCUGACGUGGGCAGGCUGCUGCCAGGACAUUAUAUUAUCUCCUGUGAUAAUUUAUUUUACAAAAGACGUUUGAACUCUGAACAAAAGAAAACAACAUCAAUAAACAUGACCUUUUCAGAAGGACAUUGGACAACAAAAGAGACACAAAUUAUUUAAACAGAAAUUUCUGCACGGUUUUCCUUUCAGCAAGAGGUCAGCAAAGUGUCUGACUUGGAACAGUACAUGGACUUAUUCUUCAGCUGUGUGUGAGUCUAGCCCAUGGUGGCCUUGCAGUAUUGCCGGACUGGCUGUGGCGGUUUUUAUUGCCCCCUGUGUGUACAGUCCAGUAUUUUCUUUUAACGUGGUGCCUGCUGCAGAAUGUUUAAGCAAUGACGAUUGAUGGUGACUGAAACAUGCAGAAAGAAGGGGGAAAUCACAACAUGCCCUCCUACUUUCAGUCUCCGUGAAUAAUCAGUGAAAUAAAGUGUUUUUAUCUGUUUCAGGUGAAUUGCAGUGUGUCAUGAAUGAGUGUUUCUUUCAGGUGACUCUUCUUCUUUUUCUCAGGAACUAUACUGAGUUUCUGUUUGUACCUUCAGUUCUUCUUUUUUUAGUCCUUUCGGGGGCAUAAAAUGUCACAUGAGCUCAUGGUCCCUGAUGCCUUUCAGGGAGCAUGAUGAACAGCCACAGGAGUAGAGAAGAAAGAGCCAGAGAGUAAGACAGCAAAGGGAUUCAGGGAGAGAAGGAGAAGAAACCAGGUCGAAUAUGUGAGCAGUGUAGCGGCUAAGAGAAGAAAACAGCAGAAUAGUCAGUCAAAUUAAUUCAAAUACUACAAACCAAAGCCAAACUCAUUUAUGGUGCCUCCACUGCUUCACUUAUUUGAUAGACUUGACGACUCCUCGUAAUGUUGCUAUGAGGAAGAGAACAACCUGCCAUUCCUUAAAUUUAUUGUAUUUAUCACAUGCUAAGGUCAUGAUCGUUUUUUCAACAUAUGUAACUAACCUAGUCCUGCAUAUGAUGCAUUUUAAUA